Letharia columbiana is the source of this 234-nucleotide messenger RNA. RefSeq lists its product as uncharacterized. Lineage: Eukaryota; Fungi; Ascomycota; Lecanoromycetes; Lecanorales; Parmeliaceae. The transcript has a single exon. The record is from RefSeq and is a predicted model, not a curated record. Bases 1 to 234 code for a protein of 77 amino acids.
AUGGGACGACGCAGGCAGGAGAGGCUUGAGGAGUUGUCUAAUACGGAUCCGGAAUCCACAACAUCACUAGACAUCAAAGAAUGCAUGCUGGAAGUGCAGGGAAUGUCAGUAGGAGAGCUUGCUGCCGAAGAAAACCACCUUAGUGGAUUGGCGGUCCUCCGUGACUUUUGUAUCAUAGAUCUUGAGGAACAAGGGAAGGAGGUAGAAGAGGUGAUAGAAGCGUUGCAAUAUUGA